Molecule: messenger RNA, 888 nt
Organism: Gigantopelta aegis
Lineage: Eukaryota; Metazoa; Mollusca; Gastropoda; Neomphalida; Peltospiridae
Exons: 5
Coding region: 11-811 (266 amino acids)
Biological process (GO): neuron apoptotic process; intrinsic apoptotic signaling pathway in response to oxidative stress
Cellular component (GO): mitochondrion
Source: RefSeq, a predicted model, not a curated record
GUCAGCCUCCAUGGCAUUUAAAUUGUUCGAACGAUUUCGUUCAACGAAAAUGUGUCAUAAUUCCAUAAUUUUCUUCAGGAAAUGUGUAAAUGUAAAACCCAGAGUAUUUUCGUAUAGCACUUUGUUGACAGUUCUUGCUGCCAACACAAAUGAAAGCGAUGGUGGGAAAUUACAGCCUCCUGAUCCAAGCAAACUGACCCAUGGCUACUUGAUAAGAAAUGCGGCGUCACAGACGAUUGACUGCGUAUCUACACUCAUCACGCAAACAGCCUUGGCAAUCAUAGAAACUGAAACAAUAUACAAGGAAUCCGUGGAUUUGCUGUCGGAACUCCUGGAAUACCAACUGAUGAUUCUUGGAAUUGAGACAUCUGAAAAUCAACAGAGGACAUGGGACGCGAUUCUGGCAAUACGGGCAAAACUUAACACAGCUAAAUUUAAAAGACAGGAGCUGUUCUUGUUAAUGUCUAGUGUUGAGAAGCUUGUCCAUGAUGCAGGGGAAGUCGCUUUUAUAGCUGGAUCAGAGUAUUCAGCCACAUGUUCAGCAGAGAGACUCCAGAGUGCCAAGAUACAGAUCGGCCUAGUGAGGGAAGGGUCAUCUGCUGCCGAGAAGAGGCUACAAGACCUUGAGAUCCAGGUCAUAGAGAAGACUUCGAAACACGAGCAGAAGAAAACAAAACAGGACAAAGAAUCUGAUGAUGUAGAAGCAGAAACAGAAAACGUUUCCGAAGACAACAUGCCGAUGUCUACAAAAGACGCUAAGUCCACAGAAGACUUUAUGUCUGAGUCUUCAGAAGAGAGUUUGAUCACGUGACCUCUCUGUGACUUCCACUCUUUGCAGUAACUUUACAUUGUCAAUGUAAUUUUAUAUAAUAUAUAUAUAUAUAUAUA